Messenger RNA from Oncorhynchus masou masou (cherry salmon), 2288 nucleotides. RefSeq names its product PI-PLC X domain-containing protein 1-like. NCBI's taxonomy places the organism in Eukaryota, Metazoa, Chordata, Actinopteri, Salmoniformes, Salmonidae. Gene Ontology annotation, molecular function: phosphoric diester hydrolase activity. The transcript is spliced from 4 exons. Gene Ontology annotation, biological process: lipid metabolic process. The annotation marks the transcript as partial. The record is from RefSeq and is a predicted model, not a curated record.
GAGGCGACAGUGAAGGAGCAGCUAGACUGUGGGGUCAGAUAUCUUGACCUGAGGAUCGCACAUCGACCCAACGACACCUCUACUGACCUGUACUUCUACCAUGGAGUAUACACUACACUCACUGUAGAGACCGUUCUUCAGGAGAUCAGAACCUGGCUAGAUGUCCAUUCUAGAGAGGUGGUUCUGCUGUCCUUCAGUCACUUCCUGGGUCUGAACCAGGACCUCCACACUGGACUUAUAUCCACCAUCAGAACCAUCUUCACCUCCAGGCUCUGUCCAACUACGGACGUGGUGACGCUGAGGAACCUGUGGUCGUUGGGUUACCAGGUGAUUGUCUCCUAUGAGCACAGCAUGGUCAGCCUCUAUAGCGACCUUUGGCCUCACAUCCCCUACUGGUGGGCCAACAAGUGUAAAGCCGAGGAUCUGAUCGAGGAGUUCGAACACAGGAAACAACAUGGCCGCCCAGGAGGGUUCUUUGUGACGGGCAUCAACCUGACAGAGGAUCUGAAGUACAUCUGUUCUCACCCCACUGAGUCUCUGAAGGACCUGGUGAUGUCUACCUACCCUGCCCUGCUCUCCUGGGUCAGGGGCCAGAGCCCCGGCUCCGACUCCCGCUCCCUCAACAUCAUAGCUGGGGACUUUGUCUCAGAGAGCCACUUCGUACCCACCGUCAUCGCACUGAAUCAACAUUUAGUCCACUGCACUGGUCCUUGUGAUGUUAGCAGAGGAAACUGACACAUCUGUUGUGUCCCAAAUGACCAUAUUACCUCUGUAGCCCAUAGGCCUCUGGUCAAAGUCAUGCGUGUAGGGAAUAGGGUGCCAUUUGGGAUGCAUUAUCUGACACAUCUGAUUUCUACAGCAUAGUUAAAACAUGGUAUUCUGUGCAGAGGAUGGGACUGUAGCAUGAUACCAUGUUUUAACUAUGCGGUAGAAGAGGAUGGGACUGUAACAUGAUACCAUGUUUUAACUAUGCGGUAGAAGAGGAUGGGACUGUAGCAUGAUACCAUGUUUUAACUAUGCGGUAGAAGAGGAUGGGACUGUAGCAUGAUACCAUGUUUUAACUAUGCAGUAGAAGAGGAUGGGACUGUAACAUGAUACCAUGUUUUAACUAUGCGGUAGAAGAGGAUGGGACUGUAACAUGAUACCAUGUUUUAACUAUGCGGUAGAAGAGGAUGGGACUGUAGCAUGAUACCAUGUUUAACUAUGCUGUAGAAGAGGAUGGGACUGUAGCAUGAUACCAUGUUUAACUAUGCUGUAGAAGAGGAUGGGACUGUAGCAUGAUACCAUGUUUAACUAUGCAGUAGAAGAGGAUGGGACUGUAACAUGAUACCAUGUUUAACUAUGCAGUAGAAGAGGAUGGGACUGUAACAUGAUACCAUGUUUAACUAUGCUGUAGAAGAGGAUGGGACUGUAACAUGAUACCAUGUUUUAACUAUGCUGUAGAAGAGGAUGGGACUGUAGCAUGAUACCAUGUUUUAACUAUGCUGUAGAAGAGGAUGGGACUGUAGCAUGAUACCAUGUUUUAACUAUGCUGUAGAAGAGGAUGGGACUGUAGCAUGAUACCAUGUUUUAACUAUGCUGUAGAAGAGGAUGGGACUGUAGCAUGAUACCAUGUUUUAACUAUGCUGUAGAAGAGGAUGGGACUGUAACAUGAUGUAAUAGAACUUUGCUUGUUAAAAAAAAAAAAAACUUGAACAAUAGAUUCUGAUAGGAUAUAUUUGCACAAUUAUAUUGCCGACAGUGAAAUGUUUGCCUGUUGAGCUCCUCUCUUCUCUUCCUGUGUUGACCUGCUCUCUUUUCCCCCCUGAUCUGCACUGAUUUAUUUAUCUGUUUACUUUGGACUUUUGUUAUCUUGUUUACUAGCCCUAACCUUCUAACCCUCUAUCUCUAACCCUCCUAACUCUAACCCUCUAUCCCUAACCCUCUAUCUCUAACCCUCCUCUAACUCUAACCCUCCUAACAUUCUAACCCUCUAUCUCUAACCCUCUAACCCUCUCUCUAACCCGCUAUCCCUAACCCUCUCUCUAACCCUCUAUCCCUAACCCUCUCUCUCUAACCCUCUCUCUAACCCUCUAUCCCUAACCCUCUCUCUAACCCUCUAUCCCUAACCCUCUCUCUAACCCUCCUCUAACUCUCCUCUAACUCUUUAACCCUCGUCUAACCCUCGUCUAACCCUCCUCUAACUCUCCUCUAACUCUUUAACUCUCCUCUAACUCUCCUCUAACCCUCCUCUAACCCUCCUCUAACUCUUUAACUUUCCUCUAACUCUUUAACUCUCCUCUAACUCU